AUGCUCGCGAAUGCUCGUAAGUUCAGCGAAUUCUUGUCAAGAUACGGGAAUAACGUUUUUAUGAUAUUCGAAGGCAGGCGUAUGACCUUCGCAGACGUCGAUGAACUGUCUAAUCUCAUGUGCUGGUACCUGUCGGAGCAUGUCGGCCUUCAGCCAGGUUUGUCUUGUCUAGCCUUGGUCAUGGCUAACAAGCCUGAUUUCGUAUGUUGGUGGCUAGCAGCUGCUAAAGCUGGUGUUAAAGCGGCAUUUGUUAAUUCUAGUAUCAAGUCUAAUGCAUUGGCCUGUGCCAUCGACAGUGCCGCAGCCGAUUUGGUCAUUUUUGAUGCCGAAUCAUCUGCCGAGAUGGCAUCUGCAGGAGCUUUAAUUCGGGCUAAGAAUGCCGGAGUGCGCUUACUACAGUGGGACUCCCUAGAGACUCCGGUGGCAGGGGCGACAUGCUUAACUAUUGAGGCCUUGAAUCAAGAGUUCCCCGGCGCAGCUACUACGCGCCCAGCCAGGACCGAAGAAUAUCGCAGAAGUGUUGUUACCAUGAUGAGUGUGUUUGGCUAUAUCUAUACCUCCGGCACUACGGGUAUGCCUAAAGCAGCAGCCAUCACUCAUUGGAGGAUGUGGGCCUUUGGCUCCUUUAUGGCAGCAAGCACCUCUCUAACAGAGACUGAUGUCAUUUACAUGUGCUUGCCUCUCUUCCACUCCUCUGGUGGUGCGCUCGCGAUUGGUGCAGCUAUUCAUACCGGAUGCACAAUUGCGCUCGCCCGACACUUUUCUGUGAGAAGGUUCUGGCAAGAUAUCAACCGAUACAAGUGUACAGUUGCACACUACAUCGGGGAGAUCUGUCGGUACCUCGUGGUGGCCGCUAGGCAGCGGCCCAAUGAUCCCCUCUAUCGAUCUCAUCAUCUUCGUGUUGCUUUCGGCAACGGCUUGAGGCCAGACAUUUGGGGGCCUUUCCUGGAUCUGCUCGGAAUUCCACAAGUGGUCGAAUUCUAUGGUGCUACAGAGGGCAACGGUGGGCUGGUAAAUAUUUGUAACUCUUGGGUACAAACUGGCAAAGUAACCUGCCUGCUACAGCAUCAUUCGUACGUGCUGUCUGUCGGUAGAUUCAAUGUAGAGCAAGAAACCUUGGAGAGGAAUGGAAAGGGCUUCUGUGUUGAAGCUAGGACAAAUGAACCUGGAGAGCUCCUUAUGCCUAUAAGGGAGGGCCGACCGGAAUCCUCCUUCGCUGGCUACACAGACAAGAAAUCCACCGAUCAGAAAAUCGUCACCAAUGCAUUUGUACCGGGUGAUCGCUACUUCCGAACUGGAGAUCUUCUGCGGAAGGAUCGUCGAGGUCGUUUCUAUUUCAUCGAUAGGAUUGGCGAUACAUUCAGGUGGAAAGGCGAGAAUGUCUCCACCAUGGAGGUAUCGGAGGUCAUAUCCCAUUACCCAGGCAUUGCUGAGGUUAAUGUGUACGGCGUGAAGGUGCCUGGUGAGCCCGAUGGUCGGGGUUGCAUGGCUGCUAUCAGGCUGGAGGAGAACACUUCUAGUAAUGAGUCUUCAAAGGGCCUCCACCCCUUCAACGAGGAAAGCUGGGACCUCUUCAGACUUUUCCUUCAAGCACGCCUUCCACCAUUCUCUAUGCCCUUGUUCGUUCGUAUAUUGAGAAAUGACGAUGAUGAUGAUCACCACACAGUCACCUUUAAGCAAGUUAAGCAGAGGCUUAUGCAGGCGGGAUGCGAUCCAGAGGCAUGCAAGCCCGACCAGGUCAUCUGGCUUCACCCGUCUACCAACAAAUACAGAGUUCUCACGCCCGAGGAGUAUAGGAGUCUCGGGGCCAUGAUGUUAACAUCGAGAAUCUGAAUAUAUGCCUCCAUUCAGCUAAUUUUAAACAGCGGCAUUUCUUGGUAGUUAUUGGUAUCUUUCUUGUUAUA
This is a messenger RNA of Perkinsus marinus ATCC 50983, 1904 nucleotides long. Its product is annotated as Long-chain fatty acid transport protein, putative. Bases 1 to 1833 code for a protein of 610 amino acids. Gene Ontology annotation, molecular function: long-chain fatty acid transmembrane transporter activity; long-chain fatty acid-CoA ligase activity. The record is from RefSeq and is a predicted model, not a curated record. The transcript is spliced from 18 exons. NCBI's taxonomy places the organism in Eukaryota, Perkinsozoa, Perkinsida, Perkinsidae.